CGCAGAAGUUGCCUUUCAUUUUCAGCUUUAUGCUAGCUUGCUCAUUUUAGUUAUAAACCACUUACUAACAUGGAAGCAGCUCCACUCUGCUUUAACAUGAAGAUGAUCAGGCGCAGGAGAAGGAAGAAAUACCAGAGAUUGAGACGUGAGGAUUCGGAUAAGGAGAAUGUGAAGAAGGGCAGCUGGAAAAAUGGGGUAAAGAUCUCAAAGGAGACCAUUUUAGCUACGGAGCCUUUGAGAAAAUGCAGGGAUGCAUACAUGAAGAUGAUGUUUUAUCUAGCUCAACAUGUUCAAAAGUUGAACAAUGAAAAUGUUCACUUGUUCAAGACAAUUCACAAGCCUUACGGAUGCUUCUAGAACUAUAUGAAGUAUUUCUUUUUUUUUUAAUGCGACGGUCGGUGGUCAGUAGAGAAAAAAACGUGAAGGUUGGUGAUUUGCUAGGUUAUUAAGAAUUUAGAUAAAUUACGGUUGAUGUUCGCCCUCCUUUCCCUUCUCUCUCUUUGGCAUUUAUUCUCUUCCUCACUUUUGUUUCUUUUCUUCCUUGAUGUCGCUUUUCUCCCUUGACAAUCAAGAAGAAUAAAUAAAUAAAUACUUA
This is a messenger RNA of Rubroshorea leprosula, 595 nucleotides long. Lineage: Eukaryota; Viridiplantae; Streptophyta; Magnoliopsida; Malvales; Dipterocarpaceae. The record is from the annotation of a GenBank genome assembly.